ACAAUGUAUGCGUGCUGGCUGGUGAGCAAAGACCGAAGCUGUCCGCGAAUAAGAUUGCCGCACUUGGAAGUGGUGGUGAUCGGGCGAGGCCCGGAGACAGAAAUAACAGACAAGAAGUGUUCACGAAGACAAGUACAGCUAAAAGCAGACUGCAACAAAGGUUUCGUCAAGGUGAAACAGUUAGGAGUCAACCCAACCAGUAUCAAUCUGGUGGAUAUCGGCAAGGACCAAGACAUUAAACUGAAGCCAGGGCAAACCCUCCACAUUGUCAAUAAACUGUAUCCCUAUGCUGUACAAUUCCAAGAAGAAACGGGAGCGUGUGUUGGUGGGGAAGCCACGGGACUAAACAUUGGAAAAAGGAUGCCUGUAGAAUCUGAAAACCGCAAUGUGGAGGAAAGCGUGCCGGGGAAACGUGCAAAAAUGGAGCAAGAGGGCCUGCGAGGCUGCAAGUUGGGUUGCAGGCUGAAUGAUGGUAAAAGUCCCGCUGUUGUUCCCGAAACAUCUUCCGGCAAGAAGGAAUUUGGGGGGCACUGGAGUCAAGGCCUGAAAGCUUCUAUGCAAGACCCAAACAUGCAGGUUUACAAGGACGAAAGGGUUGUCGUUAUAAAAGACAAGUAUCCCAAGGCUCGCUAUCACUGGUUGGUGUUGCCGUGGCAAUCCAUCUCCAGCUUGAAAGCGGUGACCGGGGAGCACCUGGAGCUGCUGGAGCACAUGCACGCCAUUGGGGAAAGGAUGGUCCAGCAGUGCCCUGAGAAAGACACCUUGCGCUUCAGAUUGGGCUACCAUGCCAUUCCCAGCAUGAGCCACCUACAUCUUCACAUCAUCAGCCAGGAAUUUGAUUCCCCGUGGCUCAAAAACAAGAAGCACUGGAAUUCUUUUACCACAGAAUACUUCAUAGAUUCCCAAGAUGUGAUUGGAAUGAUCAAGAAAAAGGGCAAAGUAACUGUGAACAGCCAGGCCCCCGAAUCCCUGAAGGCGCCUCUGAGAUGCCACAUUUGUAAAGAGCCGCAACCCACUAUCCCUCAGUUAAAGGCACACCUUCAAAAACAUUGGCCAAAAUGAGCA
This is a messenger RNA of Euleptes europaea (tarantolino), 1065 nucleotides long. It is a transcript of the gene APTX, whose product is annotated as aprataxin. The record is from RefSeq and is a predicted model, not a curated record. Bases 4 to 1062 code for a protein of 352 amino acids. NCBI's taxonomy places the organism in Eukaryota, Metazoa, Chordata, Lepidosauria, Squamata, Sphaerodactylidae. The transcript is spliced from 7 exons. Gene Ontology annotation, biological process: single strand break repair; double-strand break repair. Gene Ontology annotation, molecular function: single-stranded DNA binding; mismatched DNA binding; DNA 5'-adenosine monophosphate hydrolase activity. Gene Ontology annotation, cellular component: nucleus.